This is a messenger RNA of Heterostelium album PN500, 345 nucleotides long. RefSeq lists its product as uncharacterized. Lineage: Eukaryota; Evosea; Eumycetozoa; Acytosteliales; Acytosteliaceae. The transcript has 3 exons. The record is from RefSeq and is a predicted model, not a curated record. The coding region runs from base 1 to 345 and encodes 114 amino acids.
AUGAUUGCUUAUUCAAAUGGCUAUAUGGCAGUUGAAGUUUCACGAGACAAAACCUACAAUCCAUUUGAGCUAUUGAAUGUUGAUUGUGCCUUGCUCCACUGCGUGAUCACUUUCUGCAUUCGCAGAAACCGACAGUUUGAUUUCAUCUUCCGUAGUAAAGAUCCAAUAGAGCUUAAUGUAGAUAUACUCAAGAAGCAAUUAAUGGAUUUCCACAAUUAUCAGUAUGUAACUGAAGAAGAGAGACUAGGCAAAUAUUCUAAUCCUGCAAUUUUCUGGUCGCAAAAUAAUAAUCCUGCUUUUGUGCCUUCUGAAUCUGUAUUCUCUAAAGCUAAUUAUAUUUUCUGA